Molecule: messenger RNA, 504 nt
Organism: Carya illinoinensis
Lineage: Eukaryota; Viridiplantae; Streptophyta; Magnoliopsida; Fagales; Juglandaceae
Exons: 1
Coding region: 1-504 (167 amino acids)
Source: RefSeq, a predicted model, not a curated record
AUGGUGCUACUCAAAUUGCAUCCCUAUCGGCAGCAAUCAGUUUUUCGACAUGCCCACCAAAAGCUUGCCAAUCGUUUUUAUGGACCAUACCCGGUGAUACAAAAAAUUGGUGCGGUUGCCUACAAACUUCAGCUGCCAAUGGGAGCCCGCAUUCACCUAGUUUUUCACAUCUCCCUCUUAAAGAAAUUUAUUGGCGAGCACACACUACCCUCUAUUGAGUUACCACCUGUAACAGAUGAAGGAGCAAUCAUACUUGAGCCCAAGCACAUUAUAGAUACUCGUUGGAUCAAACGGGGCAAGAAGUUUGAAGAGGAACACUUGGUUCAAUGGAAACAUUUACCAGCUGAGGAAGCCACGUGGGAGACGCACCAGUCAUUGCUUGAGCAAUUUCCAAACGUGGACCUUGCGGACAAGAGUCCACACGGAGGAGGGAGUAUUGAUAAACCUCCACGACGUUCAGCUAGAGGUUUCAAACCAAAUCCCAAAUAUUUGGGAGGAGGUUGA